UUAAUAUUUUCCAAAUUCAAAAAUUAACCUCUCACAAGCAAAUAACAAAAACGGAUGAAUCAAGCGUUUCGUGAUGCAAGCCCCUCCAUGUUUAUAAACGUUUUCACACAUUCAAUUCAAAAAAAAUUAUAUAACAUUAUUCUUGUGUUUUUAUAUCUUAUAAUUAGUGACAGAAACUCAAAUCAAAGAGAUAUUUAUAUUCAGCAAGUAAUUAAUUAGUUUUGGUCAUGAGGAAAAAACUAAGAGGAAGAUCUGCAGGAGGAACAAUUGGAUCUGAUGUGUUUGACUCGUUGCCGGAUGAUCUUGUUAUAUCUAUUCUUUGCAAGCUCAGUUCUACGGCCUCUUCUCCAUCAGAAUUGAUUGUUGUUCUUCUUACAUGCAAACGCCUAAAUAAAUUAGGCUUAGAUCCCUUAGUUUUAUCAAAAGCAUGUUCAAAAACGCUCUCUAUCAGAGCUAAUAAGUGGUGUGACGGGGCACACCGGUUUUUGAAACUCUGUGUAAAGGCCGGCAACAUCGAGGCAUAUUAUACACUUGGAAUGAUCCGAUUUUAUUGCUUGGAAAGUCGAGGAAAUGGGGCGUCAUUGAUAGCAAGAGCUGCGAUUAAAUCACACGCUCUUGCGUUUUACUCGCUAGCGUUGAUUCAAUUCAACGGUAGCGGAGCGUUGAAAAAUGACGACAAGGACCUUCGUGCAGGGGUUGCUCUGUGUGCCAGAUCAGCAUACCUUGGCCACGUCGAUGCUCUACGAGAGCUCGGCCACUGUCUCCAAGACGGUUACGGCGUACAAAAGAACAUUACCGAGGGCCGUCGCCUUCUUGUCCAAGCCAAUGUUCGUGAACUCGCCUCUCCUCUACAAAUCUUCAACAAGACCCAACCACGGCCCAUGGUUAAAAAUAAGACCGAUUUUAAUAAUUAUGAUUUAUUUACCGACUAUGGGUUCCAUCUAACAGGACAAGAAAUACACCCGGCUAAUAACUUCAUGGUAGAAUGGUUCGGGUCUAGAGAAGAUUCGACCCUGGGUCCCCAAGGUCUUAAGAUGUGUUCAUACAAGGGUUGUGGGCGACCCGAAACUCGAAAAAAUGAGUUUCGAACAUGUUCGGGUUGCGGGAAAGUCAAGUACUGUUCGCGCGGGUGUCAAGCACAUGACUGGAGGGUGUGUCACAAGGUUGAUUGUGCACCCAUGGAGGAAUGGGUUGGUCAUGCCAUUAAUGACCUCGCCGAUGAGGAAGAUAUUAUAAACGAUGAUAAUGUCGCUAUUGACGAUCAAACAAACGAGACUCGACAAGAAGCCGUUGAAGAGAUCCUUGUCUAAAUGUAUCAUGAUUAGUUAGCUAGAUUUUUUUUUCUUAUGUUACGAAACUUACGAUAUUAUCACAUCUUUAUAAUUCCUUGGUACAUAUGUUUAUGGUGAAUAUGAAAGAAACAAGGAAACAGAAAUAAUUUAACCUUUUUAAUCUUUUUUUCGA
Molecule: messenger RNA, 1464 nt
Organism: Erigeron canadensis
Lineage: Eukaryota; Viridiplantae; Streptophyta; Magnoliopsida; Asterales; Asteraceae
Product: F-box protein At5g50450
Exons: 3
Coding region: 228-1310 (360 amino acids)
Molecular function (GO): protein binding
Source: RefSeq, a predicted model, not a curated record